Molecule: messenger RNA, 746 nt
Organism: Suncus etruscus (white-toothed pygmy shrew)
Lineage: Eukaryota; Metazoa; Chordata; Mammalia; Eulipotyphla; Soricidae
Gene: ANAPC15
Product: anaphase promoting complex subunit 15
Exons: 5
Coding region: 109-474 (121 amino acids)
Biological process (GO): regulation of mitotic cell cycle spindle assembly checkpoint
Cellular component (GO): anaphase-promoting complex
Source: RefSeq, a predicted model, not a curated record
CCCAAGGCGCAUGCGUAUGUUGGGCCCGGGCUCCGGCGAGUUUUUCCGGUUGGAGGGGAGUGCUUCCGGGUCGCUGCCGGCUACGCCCUUUCCCUCAGUCUAGGAGCCAUGUCCACCUUGUUCCCAUCACUCUUACCCCGGGUGACUGAGACAUUGUGGUUUAAUCUCGACCGCCCCUGUGUGGAGGAGACUGAACUUCAGCAACAGGAACAGCAGCAUCAGGCCUGGCUUCAGAGCAUUGCAGAGAAAGACAAUAACCUGGUACCUAUUGGCAAGCCAGCCUCAGAGCACUAUGAUGAUGAGGAAGAGGAAGAUGAAGAUGAUGAUGAAGACAGUGAAGAGGACUCUGAGGAUGAUGAGGACAUGCAAGACAUGGAUGAGAUGAAUGACUAUAAUGAAUCCCCUGAUGAUGGCGAGGUCAAUGAGGUGGACAUGGAAGGCAACGAGCAGGAACCAGACCAGUGGAUGAUCUAAGACACAGUGGGUUUCAGCAUAUUCCAGGCCAGCCCAACCCAGCCUGCACCUCUGCAGAACCAGCAGAUCGCCCCAGUGCCUGGAAACUCAGCUACAGACAACACCUCAUCUUGUUGCCAGGACCUGGUCUAGGCCUCCGCAGGACACCUGUCUACCCCUGAAUCUCCAGAGCCUAAGUGUACCUCACCUUUUUGGCCAGUACUUCCCACUCAGUUGUCCAGCCUAGUUUCUUUGUAACUCUUUAAUAAAGACACAGGACUGAUUUCUCCUCA